CUUCUCUAUAUUUUCUUAACUGAGGAAUACUUAGGCGUGUUGUAACCUUUUUAUUUUACUGAAAAGAGGGAAAAAAUGGCCAACAGCAAUAAAGUCAUCGACCCUAGCAGUCUUGCCAACCUCUCUGAGGUCGUCACUAAACACCUUCAUUUUGAUUGGACCAUUUCAUUCACUGAAAAGAAAAUCCACGGUCAUGUCACAUUGGACAUGGUGACUUUGGUUCCUCGUGUAGCUCAAAUUGUUUUGGAUUCAAGCUAUUUGGAUAUUAAGGGUGUUCAAUUGAACGGACAGCCUUUGGAAUACACUGUCGCUGAUCGUCACCCUAGCCUUGGUUCUGCUUUGACCAUCACUCUUCCUGAAACAGUUGAGGAAGGCACAAAACUUCAAGUAAAGAUUGAAUAUAGUACCACUGAGAAAUGCACAGCUGUUCAAUAUUUGGAACCUGAACAAACAGUUGGUAAAAAGCAUCCAUAUUUGUUCUCCCAAUGUCAAGCUAUCCACGCCCGUGCUUUGGCUCCUCUUCAAGAUUCUCCGUCUGUCAAGGUAACUUAUUCCGCUUCCGUCACUUCUCCUUUGCCUGUUGUUAUGUCAGCACUUUUAUCCGGUACAUCAGAAGAUAAUAAUGAUGGUACAAAGACUUACCACUUUAAACAAAAUACGACCAUUCCCUCAUAUUUGAUUGCUAUUGCCGCUGGUAACUUGGCCGGUCGUGAGAUUGGUCCUCGUUCCACCGUUUGGUGUGAGCCCGAGGUUGUUGAGCAAGCUGCCUGGGAAUUUGAGGAUACAGAAAAGUUCAUUGCUACUGGUGAAAGUCUUUUGACUCCUUAUGAAUGGGGUCGCUAUGAUCUUCUCGUCUUACCACCUUCUUUCCCUUACGGUGGUAUGGAGAAUCCUUGUUUGACAUUUGUCACACCAACAUUACUGGCAGGCGACAAGAGUGCUGUUGAUGUCGUUGCUCAUGAAAUUGCUCAUAGUUGGAUGGGUAACUUAGUUACCACAUCCAAUUGGGAGCACUUUUGGUUAAAUGAAGGCUGGACUGUAUUCAUCGAACGUAAAAUUGCUUCUCGUCUCCAUGGUGAACCUGAAAGACAAUUCAGCGCUAUUAUUGGUUGGAAGGCAUUGAAAGAAAGUGUUGAACUCUUUGGUGAAAACUCACCCGCCACUGUAUUGAAGCCUGAUUUAAGCAGCGGCAUUGAUCCUGAUGACUAUUUCAGUUCUAUUCCUUACGAAAAGGGUUUCAAUUUACUGUAUCAUAUUGAAAAAACCGUGGGUGGUCCACAAGUCUUUGAGCCUUAUAUGAAGGCUCAUGUGGAGCGUUUUGCUAAUAAGUCAAUUACUACAGAUCAAUGGUUAGCUCAUCUUCAUGAAUAUAUGGAAAAACAUCACGGUCAAGAAGUUGUUGAUAAGUUGAAGCAGAUUGAUUGGGACCGUUGGAUUUCUGGUCCUGGUAUGCCACCUGUAGAUCCCAAAUUUGAUACCAGCUUGGCUGAUGCUUGUUAUAAUUUGGCUGCACGUUGGGACCAAGCUCGUCAAUCAGAUGACUUGUCAGGAUUCUCAUCUAAGGAUGUCGAAAGCUUUACAUCUACGCAAAAGAUCGUCUUUUUGGAACGUUUGACAGAUUGUGAGCCCCUCCCUCAUCAUUUGCUUGAAAAGAUGGAUCAACUUUAUGAAAUGACACCUAUCCGUAAUGCUGAUAUUCGUUUCCGCUGGCAACAACUCUGUGUCAUGGCCAGCUAUGAAAAGAUUUAUCCUCAUGUCGUUGAAUUUAUCACAGAACAGGGCCGCAUGAAGUUUGUGCGUCCUUUGUAUCGCUAUCUUUACAAUGCUAAGAAUGGCGCUUCUUUGGCUCAAGAAACAUUCUUAAAACACAAAAACUUUUACCAUCCCAUCGCUGCUACACUCAUCGCCAAGGAUAUCAAUUUGAAGCAAUAAUUCUUUUGUUUGACAAACGUUUCAAGAUAGGAAAUAUAAUCUGCUGGUCAUUAUAUUCUGAAUAAAAACUUACAUAAU
Molecule: messenger RNA, 2010 nt
Organism: Mycotypha africana
Lineage: Eukaryota; Fungi; Mucoromycota; Mucoromycetes; Mucorales; Mycotyphaceae
Product: peptidase family M1-domain-containing protein
Exons: 9
Coding region: 76-1932 (618 amino acids)
Biological process (GO): proteolysis
Cellular component (GO): cytosol
Molecular function (GO): epoxide hydrolase activity; aminopeptidase activity; zinc ion binding
Source: RefSeq, a predicted model, not a curated record